Chelonoidis abingdonii (Abingdon island giant tortoise) is the source of this 2631-nucleotide messenger RNA. RefSeq names its product reprimo, TP53 dependent G2 arrest mediator homolog (gene RPRM). NCBI's taxonomy places the organism in Eukaryota, Metazoa, Chordata, Testudines, Testudinidae. The record is from RefSeq and is a predicted model, not a curated record.
CUCUUUAGGAUUUCAGGAGAAUCAACUGCCAGCAGCCUGCAAUGUGUUUAUACUUUUGUACAACAAACAUAUUUCCAAAGAUUUCUAACUAUAGAUACUUUCAUGGGACCUUAGCACUUUGCUGUUUAGAAGCAGCUGAGUGGAGCAAAGGAAGAGAGGUGGCUAUUGCAAACACAAGCAGCCAUACGGCACCUGCGUUUUCAGCUAAUAAAUGAGUCUGGUUAAAAGACCUGGCUGAUUUUAUACCCAAGCCAUCAAAUUAAACUGUCAAAAUAAAGCACAUAUCUGGUCAUUCUACUGCACCCAAAAAAUGCUAAAUGAUCAUGCAUCCUGGUACCACAACACAACAGAAACUGCAUGUGACAUUUGGAUCCAUGUAAAUAAAACACGUGUAGAUACUCCUAUUGUGCCAAUAUAAUCCAGAUCAUGAUGCAUCUCAGCACAAGAGCACAGCAAACUCCCUGAUCUGGCUUGUGCAUCCUGAUAAAUCCAGCCAAUUUUUGGCCUCAAUCCUCCUAAAUCUCUUGCAUAAAUAGAGAGGAAAUGUAGAUGCUCAUCUUACACCCAAAAAAACAAUACUGCCAUCAUUGCAUCUCAGAACAAAAGUGCUGCAAAAAGCUAGAUCCUAUUUGUGUUUCAAUCCGACAAAUUCCACUGCUUGAAUAGAGAUGUUCACCCACUCCUGCUGCACAUAUAAAUCCAGAGCUUGUGUCCCUAUGCAACUGCGCCACAAAAGGUUAGCUCUAGCAAUCAGAUUUUCCCCGAACCUGACAAAUGUUAGCCACACACUCAGAAAUUGCACCAUCAAAAUAGAGACAAAGUAUCACUGCUAUUAGCUGCAGAUACACUAAACUAAGACAGUAAAACUAAGGGAGGGGUGGGAAGACCAGGUGGGAUGCAACCAAAAAUGAGCUCGGCCCAGCAGGAUACAGGUGCUAGUGUCGCGCUUUUAGAGUUGGUUUGUGCCAGGAAGCGCAGUGAGUGCUGGCUUUGAGGGGUGUGGCGGGGGGGGGACUCUUUCUGCUCUAACAAACUUCCCAGCUGUGUAGGAGGCAGUGCAGCAGCCAAGUCAUCAUUCCCGCUGGCCUGUCACAUCCCCCACUACCCCCUCUGUGAGACUGACAGCCCUUUAAAACCAACAAAUCUCCAGGUCAUCAAAUGACAGGGCGGGUGCCGGAGGGUGUUGUGACUCCAGCAGCUGCCCGCUUUUCCUGCCUGCAGCAGCCGGGCAGGGGCGCUCUCCCCUCGGAGCUGCCGGCAGCAGGAGCAGCGCACACCUCCCCCGGCAGUGGCUUCCCAGGCAGAGAAGUUCCCGCAGCCCCAGCCGAGCAGAAGGAGGCGGCUCCUGCGAGCUUGGUGGGGGGAGGAGAGCGCAGAACUCUCCCUGCCUGGAGCUGCCGCUGCCUGGACCUCACCCCGCACCCCAGCCAGCCGCUCGCUCCCUCCCUCCUGCUCUGCGGAGCCGGCGCCGCCGCUGCAUGAGGCGCUCCGGGCUGGUCUUCGGGGCCACCUGUUCGGCUCUCCUCCAGCCCGCGCCCGCUCCCCCGGCCAUGAACGCCUCGCUGGGCAAUCAGACCGAGGCGGCGGGGCUCUUCUUCGCCAACAGCAGCGACUCCCUGGAGCGGGCCCUGCGCUGCUGCACCCAGGCCUCCGUGGUGACCGACAACGGCUUCGUGGUGACCGACCCGGACGAGAGGAGCGUCUACAUUAUGCGGGUGGUGCAGAUCGCGGUCAUGUGCGUCCUCUCGCUCACCGUGGUCUUCGGCAUCUUCUUCCUGGGCUGCAACCUGCUCAUCAAGUCCGAGGGGAUGAUCAACUUCUUGGUGAAGGACCGGAGACCCUCCAAAGAGGUGGAGGGGGUGGUGGUCGGGCCCUACUGACAGCCAGUGCCUCCCGCUGAGGAGCCGGCCAGGAAACAGGUGGCACUUGCCGCAGGCCCUCGCUGCUGCUGCAGCGGCCACGGGUGCCUUUUGUCCGAGCGGGGCAGCCCCACCCCGGGAAGGGGAGCGGAGGCGCCUCGGACCCGCUGCUGGCUUGCGGGCUUUGGCACUGCUUGCUGCCCGGGGACGCUCUGAUGCCAGCCCCGGUUCUCCCGCGGCUCCGGAGCAGGGCGACUGGAGGGGACGGACACAGCCCCAGCAAGGCAGUAAGGGCGCGUCUGCCUCUUGUGUCUGUUACGCGGCCGGAGCGGAGCCUUCUGCAGCGCCUUGUAUAUAGUGAUUGUGAUGCACUUCGCUGCUUGGUUUAAAAACAGAGGGGUGGGAAGGAAAUGCUGAUUGUCAAAUGUUAAUUCCUGUUUUAGAGAUUUUCUUUCCACGGAUUUUCAUACGUUUGAUAACAGCCAGGACGCUGGCUCGGUGGGACGCGGGUUGGCAGUUCGUUGCCACUAAACAAACACCACUAACAACCACUAUGUGAAUGUUUGAAGUUGUCUUUCUACUGUAGCUCUUUUGGUAGCCUGGGUCCGAGUCCGUAGUGCGCUUGCGGGAGCCGGCGAGCCUGGAGGCUGAGCCCUCGCUUCUUGUUUAUGAAUUUCACGGUUUACACGGCGAAAAGCUCUCGGGCGGGAACUGUCUUGGUUUGAUUUUUUUCUGAUUUCAUUUGCUUUAAUAAAUACAUCUUAAACUUUUA